UUAAUUAUAUAUCAUAAUGUAUUUAAUAUUUCUUGAUAAAGCCAGUAGCUGUUGGUAAUCCUGUUACGCUAAUAUUGGAGAAUAGGGUAAUUGUUUGAUUUAUGUCAAAUCAGUUUAUUUGUUUACAAAUUUUGUAAUAAAAGUGGAUUCGUGCAUUUUGUUGAGUUAAUGCGUGUAAAUGGCUUUUCAGUUUAAUCAACCAAAUACCAUAGGACCACCAACAACCUUCUUAGCCACAUUAAUGACGGACAAUUUUCCUGAUGUUUCUAUUCUGAAUGGACUCAAUGAUAAGCCUUUGGACAUGAAUAGGCCUAAGAAUGGAACAGCUCGGGUAGAUGAGAAAGAUGAUUCUGGUGAUCCUUCUACAGAAAAGAGGGAUAGGAGGAAUAAUAAACCCAGAGACAGAGAUUUCAAAUCAAGAGAUGAAGAUUCUAAUCUGUCAAACUCUUCUGAUGUUAUUACACUGCAGACCAAUACAACAUCUGCACCUCCUCCUCCGUCCAUGGCUCCAAACAUGUGGGCUGGCAUGAUGAGCAUGAGUUAUCCAAUGGUGGGCAUGAAUAUGAUAAUGGAUCCCAAUGUUAUGUCGAUGAAUAAUUUUGGUAUGAUGCCACCAAUGAUGGCAGCUGCUGCUACAGCUUCUGAUAACCUAAUAACCCCACCAAAUAAUGCUGAUCCAAACUUGAUGAUAAAUCCACCUGUUAAAGAGAUAAUUCACUGCAAAUCAUGCACCAUGUUUCCACCCAAUCCGAACGCUCCACCCCCUACCACCAGAGAACGACCUCCAGGUUGCAGAACCGUUUUCGUUGGUGGUUUACCAGAAAAUAUGACCGAGGAGAUUAUAAUGGAGGUUUUUGAGCGUUGCGGAGAGGUUACUACUCUAAGAUUGAGUAAGAAAAAUUUCUGUCACAUAAGAUUCGUCUAUGAAGCGUCGGUAGAUGCUGCCAUAUUUUUGUCCGGCUAUAGGAUUAGAAUUGGAUCAAACACCGAUCCUCCAAAUACCGGUAGAUUACACGUUGAUUAUGCGCAGGCAAGAGAUGAUCAAUAUGAAUGGGAAUGUAGGCAAAGACAAUUGCAAAGGGAACAGAGGCAUAGGGAGAGAAUGGAAGAGGAGAGGUUGAGACCACCUUCACCUCCACCAGUAGUCCAUUAUACUGAUCAUGAGGCAUCUGCUGUCUCAGAGAAAAUCAAGCAAGAUGAUACUUUUACAAAAGCAGUGCAGAUUGUUAUUACGUGGCUGGAGAGAGGCGAUUGCAGUAAGCGUAACGCGAAUAACUUCUAUUCCAUGAUCCAAUCAACAAACUCACAUGUUCGUCGUCUCAUGAACGAAAAGGUCCAGUACGAGGAGGAACUGCAGAAGGCAAAAGAGAUCAUGAAAGGCCGAAUGCAGGGUAUUCUGCUUCAAUUCAGUCAAAUAGAGCGAUUGUUCAUGGCUGCGUGUCACAAGAAGGUCUGGGACCAUUUCACCAAGGCGCAGAGAAAGAACAUCGAGCUGUGGAAAAAGCAAUCAAUGGAGAUUAAAAACGUGCAAAUCGAUGGUGAUAGCUUUGUUGAGAGAGGCGACGACGAGAUGGACUUGUCCGAUGAGGAGAACCCGAUGCCGAGGAAAAAAACCCGCAUGGACGUUGUAGGUGACGAAAAUAAUCAAUUGAAGGAUGAGAAUACUAACUUAAGGUGUCAAAUGGAAGCAUACAAGAACGAGGUUGACGUUAUUAAGAUGGACUUGCGCAAAGAGCUGGAUGACAAAGAAAAGCAAUUUAAGAUGCUGCAACAGACAUUGCAUGGUAUGCAACAGCAGCUACUAGAAGCUAAGAAGAAACAAACUGAAGAAGAGAACAGAGUUAAAGAGCUUCAACUGAAAUUAAAACAAACCUUAGAGAAGAAUACAACGACGAUCAAUUUGGACGAUUUGGAGUCUGAUAAGACUGAUUCGUUAUCUAGUGAGGGCCGAAAUAAUUCACCACUUCAAGAGCAAGAAGUAUUUACCGACAAGGAUGCUCGAUUAGUCGGAAUAAUAUCAGCUUUCUUAAAUGUCCAUCCAUUCGGAGCGGGGCUAGAUUACAUUUGGUCAUAUGUUAGUAAAUUAGAGGUAAAUGUAAGACCAUCGGAUUUGGAAUUGCUUAUGUCGCGAUUCCCCAGUGUUUUCAGUCAAGAAGUUAUUGGUAUCGGUGCAAAUAUUGAGAGAAGGUGGCUAUUUAGUGCCUUCAAAACUCCCUUAUAAUAUGACUGAAUUGAAUGUACUCUACCAUGACCAAAAACCGCUCUAUAGGCAAAAAAAAUGAAGCUGGAGUGCAAAGGAACAAUUUUCUAUGUUAUAAUCAAGUGGACUUAGUUGAUUUAAUAAGAAAAUAAUACUCAAUUCCUUGGCCUAAGAAAAUUUUCAAAUUGAAA
Molecule: messenger RNA, 2391 nt
Organism: Nicrophorus vespilloides
Lineage: Eukaryota; Metazoa; Arthropoda; Insecta; Coleoptera; Silphidae
Product: ecto-NOX disulfide-thiol exchanger 2
Exons: 7
Coding region: 179-2221 (680 amino acids)
Biological process (GO): ultradian rhythm
Cellular component (GO): plasma membrane; external side of plasma membrane
Molecular function (GO): RNA binding; protein-disulfide reductase activity
Source: RefSeq, a predicted model, not a curated record